Messenger RNA from Aspergillus campestris IBT 28561, 354 nucleotides. RefSeq lists its product as uncharacterized. NCBI's taxonomy places the organism in Eukaryota, Fungi, Ascomycota, Eurotiomycetes, Eurotiales, Aspergillaceae. The transcript has a single exon. Bases 1 to 354 code for a protein of 117 amino acids. The record is from RefSeq and is a predicted model, not a curated record.
AUGUUUCGACCACAGCUAUCUCUGAGUAUCUCUGCUGCACAGGGCUGUUCGCGGCCCACAUUGUCUCUCAAGUCUCCCGGACCACUUCCUCGCACCCCUCUGUCUCCACCUGCUGCCAGCCCCAGCGCAAAGCGGUUCCCGUCCUUGCAAGUGCCGUCCUACAACUAUACCAACUCGUGCUCUACCAAAAGCAUUCUCAAGAAACGCCCUGCACACGGGAACCCAGACAAGCGCAUCCAGUUCCAGAACACUCCGACCGUGCACUGUGUGACGCCCAUUGUGAAUCCCGACGAAUACUACGGCACAUACACCAAGUUAUCACGCGAGGAGCGACGAUGGAUUGUUCGAGAUUGA